ACGGUACUACACCACAAAUUUUCUUGAAGAAAAUAUGACAUUUUUUGGAGAAACCUUUAGGUGGGCUGCCAGUCAAAGACACUUCACAGUGGCAUUUGUUCUGGUCACUAAAAUUAGUCAGAGGAGUGAGUUGAGUGAACAAGUAACAACGUUAAGCUUGGGCAUUUAAAUGGACCAAAACAUAGCUUGAGCAUUUAGAAAUUACUGUGAUGAGUUUUACUUGUCAAAAAUACCUAACACCUUUGCUGUGACCCUCAGGUUCUCCUUUCUGUGGAACUACGUACAUAUCUGUACUUUUGUCUUUAUAAUGCAAUUUAGGAAUUCUUUUACCCUGCAAGACAAAUCAAUCCAGGUUAUGGUCAUCAAUGGAGGGUUUAGUUUGUUUUGAGAACACAGUCAUUGCAAAUUCCUGAUAUAUAAAUUUAGAAUAUUGAGCAAAGAUAUGCUUAAUAUUUUAUGACCUUAGCAUCAAAGUGAAAUUUGGCAGGAGAAUCUAGCUUCUUUUCCUGCCAAUGCUUAAUAUUUUAUGACAUUAGCAUCAAAGUGAAGUUUGGCAGGAGAAUCUAACUUCUUUUCCUGCCAAUGGAUCGUGAGAAGGCUGAAAUUCUUUAAAAGGAACAAUGGAUUGCCAACGGAAUUGAACUCUCUCGACAGCAAGCUCCAUUCUUCCUUUUUCAAUUACCUUAUGCUGCUUGUAGUUUUCAAUGAUGGACUCUCAGAACUCUGAAGCGGCUCAACUUAUUGAAGUAGAUAUGGAAGUACCUCCUGGUGUUUCUGGCUUAGGUGGGAACAAGAUCUGCGGGGGUGCAUCUUGCGAUUUCUCCGACAUUAGGACCAGUUCAAAAGAUGCCAAAGAGAGAUCUGCAUCUAUGAGGAAACUUUUAAUGGCCGUAAUCCUUUGCUUCAUAUUCAUGAGUGUGGAAGUGGCUGGAGGUAUUGCAGCAAAUAGUCUUGCAAUCUUAACAGAUGCUGCUCAUCUCCUUUCAGAUGUUGCUGCUUUUGCUAUCUCCUUAUUCUCACUUUGGGCAUCUGGAUGGGAGGCAACACCACAGCAGUCAUAUGGGUUUUUCCGGGUGGAGAUUCUUGGAGCAUUGGUCUCUAUUCAAUUGAUAUGGCUCCUGGCUGGAAUACUGGUCUAUGAAGCUAUUGUUAGAAUUAUACAUGACAACGGUGAGGUCCAAGGCAAACUGAUGUUUGCUGUUGCAGCAUUUGGCUUGUUGGUCAACAUUAUAAUGGCUGUCAUGCUGGGUCAUGAGCAUGGACAUGGUGCACACAGCCAUGCGCAUGGUGGACAUAGUCAUAGCCACAAGAAGGCUGACCGUGACCACUCUCAGCAUGAUGAUGAUCACGGCCAUGGUCAUGGCAUUACUGUCACAACCCAUCAUCAUCAUCAUGCAAGCGAGGAGAAGAUCAAGGAUGAGCAUGUUCCACUUUUAAGGCAUUCUGACCAUUCUCUGGUUGAAAACUCUGGAGUUAGGAAGCAGCCGCGCAACAUUAAUGUCCACAGUGCUUAUCUGCAUGUUCUUGGAGACUCCAUUCAGAGCAUAGGAGUCAUGGUUGGAGGGGCCAUCAUAUGGUACAAACCUGAGUGGAAGAUUAUCGAUCUGAUAUGCACACUAAUCUUUUCUGUCGUGGUGCUGUUGACUACAAUCAAAAUGCUGAGAGACAUUCUGGAGGUCCUCAUGGAGAGCACACCACGAGAGAUCAAUGCCACCAAGCUCGAGAAAGGGCUCUGUGAGAUGGAUGGUGUUGUUGCCGUUCACGAGCUUCAUAUAUGGGCAAUCACUGUUGGGAAGGUCCUCCUCGCAUGCCAUGUCACGAUUACUCGUGACUCAGAUGCUGAUCUCGUGCUUGAUCAGGUGAUAGGAUACAUCAAGAGGGAGUAUAACAUCAGUCAUGUGACCAUCCAGAUCGAGAGAGUGUAGGGUUUUUUUUUUUCUGAUGUGUCACUGGUUGCAGAUCUAUAAGAUUUAUGUUGAUUUAAUAAGCUCAAGAUAUCAUCUUAUUGCUAAUGAAGCUUAUGUAGUAACUAUAGGAAGAAGUUAAUGUCUACAAUUGAUUGCUUUCUUAGGGAGGGAGCUGAUCGAGUUGUGUACCAUGUUGGUGAUACAAAGACGUGCAAUUAUGGUAACAUUUUGAGCUUCAUCUGCAAUAGACUUGAUUUUUCUUGUUCUUUGUA
Musa acuminata AAA Group (dessert banana) is the source of this 2179-nucleotide messenger RNA. RefSeq names its product metal tolerance protein 1-like. The transcript has 2 exons. Gene Ontology annotation, biological process: zinc ion transmembrane transport. The coding region runs from base 705 to 1925 and encodes 406 amino acids. Gene Ontology annotation, cellular component: vacuole; plasma membrane. The record is from RefSeq and is a predicted model, not a curated record. Lineage: Eukaryota; Viridiplantae; Streptophyta; Magnoliopsida; Zingiberales; Musaceae. Gene Ontology annotation, molecular function: zinc ion transmembrane transporter activity.